Messenger RNA from Esox lucius (northern pike), 4967 nucleotides. Its product is annotated as exopolyphosphatase PRUNE1. Lineage: Eukaryota; Metazoa; Chordata; Actinopteri; Esociformes; Esocidae. The transcript has 8 exons. Gene Ontology annotation, cellular component: cytoplasm. The coding region runs from base 362 to 1792 and encodes 476 amino acids. Gene Ontology annotation, molecular function: exopolyphosphatase activity. The record is from RefSeq and is a predicted model, not a curated record.
UGUAGACGUGUAGGCGCUAGCGUGUACAUUUCCGCAUGUACAUUCGACGACUCUGAUCAAUCAUCUAACCAUUAUACUGUAACAUCAGACUUUAUUUGGAGCUGAUCUGUUUAGGGAAAAGCUUAUCCGGGCAGUGGGACUUUUAUAUGAGGGAUAUGCAGACCAGCGGCCAUUCCUCCACAGACCAUCCCCGGUCCCCGGACCUGCAUGUCGCGUCACUAAACAAUAACGGUUAUACGCUGCGCUUCAGGAGGAGCUGCUACGAAACGUGUUUAGGAAAAUAAUAUUUGUCAAGUUGUCUUUGCAGAGGACAGCCAUUCUGUUACAGAUAACAUACCGGGCGUGCUGUACUCUGGCGAAAAUGGAGGUGUUUCUACAGAGAUGUAGCGCUGCCAAAAAGGUCUGUUUGGAGGACAGCUCUGGGGUCCAUGUCGUUCUUGGCAACGAGGCCUGUGACCUUGAUUCCAUGGUGUCAUCCCUCGCCUUCGCUUACUUUCUGUCCAGAACGUCUGGAGGCUUGGGGAAGACGGUUGUGCCAGUGUUAAACAUCCGGAGGGCCGAAUUCCCCCUGCGGUCCGACAAUGUUCUCCUGCUGAAGGAGAGCGGGGUUCCGCUGGAGGUUCUGGUGUUCCGUGAUGAGGUGGACCUGGCAGGGCUCCAUAAAGCCAAAAGGCUGGCGCUCACCCUGGUGGACCAUAACGUGCUUUCUAGCGCCGACCGUGAAUUGGAGGAGGCGGUUGUGGAAGUCAUCGACCACCACCACCUCGAGAGGACACCCUCCCCUUCCUGUUCCGUCACCGUGGAAACCGUGGGUUCCUGUGCCACUUUGGUGACUGAGCGCAUUCACCACAAGGCACCUGAGGUGCUAGACAGACAGGUCGCCCAAUUAUUAUAUGGGGCUAUCUUGUUGGAUUGCGUCAACAUGUCGCCUGAGGCGGGCAAGGUCACGCCCAAGGACAGACAAGUGGCCUGCCUACUGGAGUCCCGCUUCUCUGACCUGCCACCGAGGGGCGCCCUCUUCCAGUCCCUCCAGAGCGCCAAGUUUGACGUCUCAGGUCUUUCUACAGAGCAGAUCCUAUUGAAGGACAUGAAGGUGGUCUCCUGUGGCGACCUGACACUGGCAAUAAGCGCUGUGUACAUGACACUUGACAUGUUCCUACAGCGAAGAAGCAUACUACAGGAGCUUUGUGAAUUCUGUCAUAAGCAUGGAUUUGGCGCCGUGGUUGCCAUGACAAUCUCGUUUAAUGAACAAUGUGAGCCUCAUCGGCAGCUGGCGGUAUAUAGCUCCAGCACCCUCUAUAGGGAGCAGGUAAGUCACGCAUUGGAAAAGGCCCGGAAUCCAUCCCUGAGUCUCUCUCCAAUGAGCAGCCCUUACAAUGACAUCAGGUCCUAUCUCCAAGGCAACGCGCUCGCCACUCGCAAGAAAGUACUGCCAGUCCUCAAGGACUUCCUCAAGGAGUGGAACCUGAAGCAAGUGCAUUGUGGGGAGGCCGAGGACUUUGAGGAACUAGACAACUUUGACCCCACAGGGUCACCCGGUAUGGACGUUGACAAUCGACCCCGCUGCUUCUCGGCCUCCCGGCAUCACCGUCGCCGGCUGUUGGGCUCUGAGGACUCUGGGAUGGAGGAUGACUUCCAGGUGCCGGCCACUCCCAUGAACAGCCUGGUAGAGGGCUGUCCUCUGGACGACGGCCUGCCCCGGAUCAGCGCAGAAGCCAUUUUGGAGAAGUUUAGCCACCUGGGAGGGGGGGCAGAGGGAAAUACAGAUGACAGCUGGCCAGGUGAACAAUAGACUUCUGCUGGUGCCUUUAUACUCACGUGACUCCUGUUGACUGUUACCAUGGUCCUUGAAGCAACAGACUGGAACAAGUAGAGCUCCAGGUAAGAGGCAUACUACUUGUAAAUUUGAUAAGGGCCAUCAGAUUGCGGAUAAAAAUGACAGUCGGAUUGGGGGCGUGGACGGUGAGUCAGAAAUUGUACAGCACUUCCAGGUUUGCUGUCCACAUAUCCAGCGACAUUGAAUGGAAACAGGAUUGGGCUCAAACAAAAUGGAAAGUAACAGAGAAACAAAACGGAAGGAAACUGCCUGUCCAUGAACUUUGUUUCAUUUUGCAAAAUGUUUUGCCCCGCUGAGAGCCCCAAUGAACAUGACUCUGGACUUCCGUGGCCAUCUAACUAUAAUCACCCUGCGCUUGCAGAUGCUUUACAGGUGAAGACCACCUCCAAAUGGAAAUGAGGACAAUCUAUGGAGAAUACCUAAAAGACUAAAGUACGUAAAUCGUGUCACAGACAACUGAGUGAAUCUUUAUGACGAAGGAGAAUCUUGCAUCUGUGUGAGACAUCCGUCAUUGCACCGUGUGGUUCUGGUCUGGGAACAUUGCUGAGGUGUCUGAUCUUUAGUGUACAGAAUCUAUGUAUAGCUUGUGAGUGAGCUGAUGAUUGAACAUGUGAUGUUUCCUGAUACGUGUGAGUUUUCCUGGUUGCUGUGAUGUCCUGAAGACAUUAUCAUUAGGGUUAUUCCCAUCCCUCAGUUCGACUAAUUGUGAAAAUCCAUCUGAGAAUAACGGAAGAAAAAAAUUCAUACUGUCCUAGAUUCUGCUGCCAGAGAGGGAGAGAUGUAUAGAGAUGUGGAGAUAUAUGUAGCAAAUAUUAAAAUACACUCGUAAAAUCCUUAAACGCUAAACCCAAUUCGUAAUUAAGUAAUUACAAACAAAGGACACAAAAAUAUAUCAUGUAUUUUCAUUGUUUAUUGAACAUACGUGAUUUAUUUAACAAAAAUAUGCGAACCUCUUCGUUCAAUUAUUGUGGCAUCUCCAUUAGCACACCAAUAUUAUUUCUCCUGAGAUUUUGUUUGUUAUAUUUGUUUGAAGGCUUUGGUCACCAUUUUCAGCCUUGCUUUAGCUCCUUGACUGAUGGCCUGACGUUCUGUUCAAGAAUCUCCUGGUACCCAAAAUUAAGACGGGACAUUUGGUUCUUUUUUGACAGCAGAUGCUUCUUCCUAGAAACCUUCCCAUGAAUGCCAUUUCACUUCAGUGUUAUUUUUAUUGUUGACGCAUGCACAGUAACCUGAGAAGAAGCAAGGGCGGUCUGCAAAUCUCCAGAUGUUGUGUUUGGUUGGCCUUUACCUGAUUGAUUAUUUUUCUUGUGGGUCAUGGUGAUAUGUUGGAAAGGUGUACAAUCAUGUUGAAUGCUCUCCAUUUGUAAAUGGUUCCAUCACAGUGGACUGAUGGAGCUAAUACUAUUUUAAGAUGGUUGUUUAGCCUUCCCCAGACUGAUGUACUCUCACUACCCUCUUCCUGUCCUCUGAGAUCUCCUUUCCUCUCGACAUGGGUGUUUUACAUUCACCUUUAUGGGUAAACCCAAACUGAUUGUAUUUCUUGGCUCAGUUCAUCAGAGUCCCAUCCAAGCACUUCCCUAAAGAUCCCUACUUUAUUUUUAUAUUUGGUACCCGAUUAUUUGCCCCCUUUAUUCUACUUACCUAGUGGAACCAAUGCAACUUGGUGUUCAAUUAUUUUUGCACUUGCACUAAUUCCGUUUUAGUUUCAUUUUUUUUGCCAUGACUUCUACUAAACAAACAAAUGGAACUAUAAGCCUAUUAUGUCAAAUAUUUUAUUUUUUCUGAUUUAAAAAAAAAUUAUAUGGUGAGCACAAAAUAAAUCUGUAAUUGCACAAGGGGUUCACAUACUUUCAAGCAGCACAGUAGAUUCAUGUAAGCAAGAAAGAUUAGAGAAGACAUCGCACAGAAUUUUGUACUCUUGUCAACUGUUAUUAAUGCUACAGCAACAGGUCUGGGACAAGAAAAUUAUGAAUUUCUUUGCUGAUGAUGGUAUCAGAUCUGGAAUGUGUUGAGACUAGUGACAAGUUUAUUUGAGGUAAUGUUACUGCAUUGACGUAGAUGUGUCUGACUCAUUAGCUGGUUGUAGGUGAAAUUGUUUGAAAUGGUUGUAUUGCAGAGAUGUGCAUACACACCUCGGUUCUCUGGGACCUAUUCUCUCAGUCCUGUGUUCCCAUAGCCUUACGUUCCCUCAGUCCUGUGUUCCCAUAGCCUUACGUUCCCUCUGUUCUAUGUUCCCAUAGCCUUACGUUCCCUCAGUCCUGUGUUCCCAUAGCCUUACGUUCCCUCGGUCCUGUGUUCCCAUAGCCUUACGUUCCCUCGGUCCCAUGUUCCCAUAGCCUUACGUUCCCUCGGUCCCAUGUUCCCAUAGCCUUACAUUCCCUCAGCCCUAUGUUCCCAUAGCCUUACAUUCCCUCAGCCCUAUGUUCCCAUAGCCUUACAUUCCCUCAGCCCUAUGUUCCCAUAGCCUUACAUUCCCUCAGCCCUAUGUUCCCAUAGCCUUACGUUCCCUCAGUCCUGUGUUCCCAUAGCCUUACGUUCCCUCAGUCCUAUGUUCCCAUAGCCUUACGUUCCCUCAGUUCUAUGUUCCCAUAGCCUUAUAUUCCCUCAGUCAUAUAUUCACUACAGUAUGUUCUGAGGGAACUUUUAAAAAAGAAAUCUGAGGGUACUAAAACUAGUUUGCUUUUUUAUUUGAAUAUUUGGUUACGUUUUUUGUAUAUACUCUGUUCUGUUUUAAUCUCUCAAAAUGUUUAAGAAUUAAGAGACUGACUUGCUCAACUGGUUGAACGUCCAAACAGGUUGAAUGACAACAAGUAAUUAACAAUGUUGUUUCUUAAGUUUCUUGCCAAACUAGUUCACCUUUUCCAUGACUUAAAUCCAAAGAUAUCCCUUAACCACUCCACAUGCUGUUUUGUGAAUGUUAUAAUGCAGGACAAUCAGGAAUCAUCCUUCCCUUGUUAUCAAUUAUGCAAUAUGUUAAGUGUUUGCUGUCUGAUUCCUUUAUGUAAGUGAGAGUAAACUAGAAACCACGUGUAUUAGAAAGUAAGAGAAAAUGUUAAAAUACGCAGUCAUAUUAAAAAUGGAUGGAUUUUUAACACUUUAUGUUGCCUUCAGGUUUUCUUCAGGCUCUCUG